AGCUCUUCGCCCGCAGCGCGCCGGUGGGCGCUCUUUGUCGCGCUGCCGGGUCCGGCGACCCGCACGUCACUUCCGGCACGCGGCCGCUCCGCUACGGGAGCAGGUAGGCGCGUCGGCCCUCAGGGGCCGCCCCGGGCCGGGAGCCCGUGAGGCCGCCCCCGGCCACGGCCGUGACAGCCCCCGGCGGUCCCCGCCCUCGCCUCCCCUCAGCUGCUGCUGCCGCCCUCCCGCCGGCGCCCCAGCAUGGCCGUCUUCGACACCCCCCAGGAGGCCUUCGGGGCCCUGCGCCCCGCCUGCGUGCAGCUGACGAGGGCGCAGACCAUGGAGAACGUGGCCCGCCUGCAGGCCCACCUGGCAGCCGUCAGCGCCUCGGCCCUGCAGGAGCUGCAGGAGUACGUCCUCUUCCCCCUGCGCUUCGCCCUGAAGGUGCCGGGGCCCAAGCAGGAGCGCCUGGUGCAGAGCGUGGUGCAGUGCAUCUCCUCCGUGCUGGCAGCAACGUGUGUGAAGAAGCAGGAGCUCCUGCAGGAGCUUUUUUCUGAGCUCUGUACCUGCCUCUCUCCCCCUUCUAGCUCAAGCAACCCAGCCCCGCUGUCAGAGGAGUUAAAGCUGGCUGUAAUCCAGGCACUCCACACCCUGAUGCAUUCAGCUUAUGGGGAUGUUAUCUGGUCUCUGUAUCAACCUUCCGCCCUUCCUCUCUUAGGAUUUGCUGUAUCUUUGCUCCUGGGCCUAGCAGAGCAAGAAAAAGCAAAGCAAAUUAAGAUCUCUGCUUUGAAGUGCUUACAGGUCCUAGUUCUGCAGUGUGACUGCCAGGAGCAUCGACACCUAGAUGAAGAUGAGGCACAGCAAUGUGGGGAUUUGUUUGCUUCUUUUCUGCCUGGGAUUUCCAUUACGCUGUCUCGGGUUAUUACUGGAGACAUCAAACAAGGUCACAAACCCACCGUUUCUGCCAUCAGACUCUUUUAUCUGAUUGUUGGCUUGGUAAUGGCUGAUGCGCAGCUAGCCAGAAUUGCAAAGAAUAAAGAAAAGCUGCCAGUGGAAGAAAGCAGAAUAUCAGAAUUAAUGGUCCAUAGAGGACCUGACUGGAGUAAAAGUACUGCUGAAAAACUCUCUCUCCUCCUGCAUAAAAUGGUUGAAUUUUCUUCAGUUCACCCCCACUGGAAAGUGAGACUGGAGCUGGUGGAAUUGGUCCACUACUUACUGAGGAACUGCAGUCAGUCGCUGGUGGACUCGUUCAGUCAUCUUUUAAAGGCCUUGGUAGGGCUAGUGAACGAUGAAAACGGCGAAGUCCAAAGCAGGUGUAAGGAGGUUCUGCAAGGCAUUGCAGAGCAGAAGAUAGUAACACAGAACAGGGCUCUUGUUGAUGUCCUCUCCGAGAACCUCCAUUCCCUUGCCACAGCUCUUCCUCGCCUGAUGAACUCUCAGGAUGACAUGGGCAAGGUUUCCACUUUGAGCUUGUUGCUCGGCUAUCUGAAGCUGCUAGGCCCCAAGAUUAACAUUGUCCUCAACUCCAUAUCCCACCUCCACCGUCUGUCCAAAGCGCUGAUGCAGGUUCUGGAGCUGGACGUGACAGAUGUGAAGAUAGUGGAAGACAGACGCUGCGAGGGUGUGUGCGGACCUUCGGGCUCCUUGCAGCAUGGUGUGCAGAAAGGCAGACGUCAGAAGAAAUACUUCCGCUUCUUCACGGAGGAGAAAAUUUUCCAGCUCCUUCAGCAAGUUUGUCGUGUUCUUGGCUACUACGGGAACCUCUAUUUGCUUGUGGAUCAUUUCAUGGGGCUCUACAGUGAAUCGGGCAUGUACCGAAAGCAGGCAGCGAUGGUCCUCAAUGAGCUGAUUGUAGGAGCUGCUGGAGUGGGAGUGGAUGUUCUUCAGGAGAGGGAAGUUUCGUUGAACAUGGAUGAUCUCAAAGGGUCCAUAAUGUCCAUUCUCGAUGAGUACACAGACCAGGCAAACUGGUAUUUGAUCACUAGCAUUGAUACAGAAGAAAUCAGCCAUGAGCACUCUGUGCAACAUUCAGGACUUACUGCCCGUCCAGGAGGUGUGUGCAGCAGCGUUCUCCUUCCAUCCCCAGAGCCGCACGUAACGACCCGCACCAUGAACAGCAACAUCUGGCAGAUCUGCAUCCAGCUGGAAGGCAUCGGCUGCUUCGCUGCUGUCCUUGGGAAGGAGUUCCGGUUGCUUCUGCUGUCAGCUCUCUACCCUGUGUUGGAAAAGGCUGGUGACAAGACUCUGCUCAUCAGUGAGACGGCACUGGGGACUCUGGUAGACAUAUGCAAGGCCUGCAGUUAUGACUCCUUGCAGUGUUUGAUUAAUGAGAAUUCUGACUAUCUGGUGAAUGGGAUUUCCCUGAAUUUGCGCCAGCUGGCACAUCAGCCACAUGCUUCCCAGGUCCUGGACACUAUGCUGAGGCAUUCAGAUGCCAGCUUGCUGCCACUGGUAGAAGACGUUAUCCAAGAUGUCCUGUCUGCGCUAGAUCAGUCUUACAAUAACCAGGCUUCCACUUUCCUCAGGGUCCUCCACUCAGUAAUGACAGCUUUAGUCCAGUGGUUUGGAUCGUCCUGCGGUGAGGAACACCAACAAAGGCAGUCUCCCAAGUGGUGGAGCGGGACUUUGUCCCAGGGGCAGCAGGUGGUGACAAGGCAAGAAGUGGAACAAUUCUUCCUUGACUAUGUCAGACAGAAGCAGAUCGCAGAGGGCAAUCUUCCUGACACAGGGGAUGAGGAGGCAGACGAGGUUCUCCCCCUUGCUGAGCCGGAGCCAAACAACUCUGACACAGAAGGAGAAACACCACUGCCAAGCCAUGCUCAACUGGCCAAAGAUGUGAUGGAGAGGUGCAUCCACUUGCUGUCUGACGGGAACCUCCGAGUGCGGCUGAAGGUCCUGGACGUGCUAGAGCUCUGUGUAACUGCGCUGCAUCCUCACGGAAACCAUCUGCUUCCCAUGGCUCAUCGUGUCUGGCCAGCUCUCGUCACCCGGCUGAUUAGUGAUGACCCUCUGGCAGUGCUCAGAGCCUUCAAGGUGCUGUGUACCCUGGCUCAAAAGUGUGGCGACUUUCUGAGGCAGAGAUUCUCCAAAGAUGUCCUGCCUAAGCUGACCAGUUCCCUCCUCAGCCAAGCCCCAGCAAGUGCCAGAGCUGGGCCUGUGUACAACCACACGCUUGCCUUCAAGUUGCAGCUGGCUGUGUUGCAGGGACUGGGUUCUCUGUGCGAGAAGUUGGACAUGGGUGAGAGUGACCUGAAUAAAGUGGCAGAUGCCUGCCUGAUUUACCUCAGUGCCAAGCAACCCAUGAAAUUGCAAGAAGCUGCCCAGAGUGUUUUCCUCCACUUAAUGCACGUGGACCCUGACAGCACCUGGCUCCUCCUGAAUGAGGUCUGCUGCCCUCACCAGUAUGAACCCCCCCACAUCAGCCUGCAGCCCGUGAAGCUAAGUGGGAUGGGGAGGCAGCGGAAUGAGUUCACCGACAACGUGCUGCUCCUGCUGGAGAGGCUGCAGCAGCAGGAGAGCAUGAUGCGGCGGGCUGGCACGCAGGAGGCAUCUCCUCCUUGACAGACCUACACAGCAGCUGGGAGUGGAAAAAAGGAACCGCCAGGACAGAACUCACCUGGGAAAAUCCCAUCAUUCAGGCCCUGAAUUGUUCUGGGGGCAAAGGAAAGAUUGCCCAGUCUGGGGCACUGGCUGAGAUGUCUUCCCCAUGGGCAGAAGUUUUAUUUUUUUUAAACAGUGUUUGAGGAUGAGGUGCAUACAUUGCCCCAAUUCCUCCAGACUUGUACUUCUCUGCACAUGGUGCUGGAGAGAAGUCCAAGGGUCAUAAUACAUCUAUUUCAAGUUCUUCAGUACAAAGAGUCAUUUUCCAGAAAUGACUUCCCAACACUCAAUCCUUGGGUGGUGCCCCUUCAGCACCCCCUCCACACCCCUCUGACCUCCUCACAACUGUGAUACUCCCUCCUGUUCUCAGCUGGACAAUGAUUGCCAACUCAAAACAAAAGCUUUUUCUGGCCUUAACCCUUCCCAGGGAGAGAAUCCAGUUUGGGGUGCAUUAAAAAUCUUUUCUUUUUAAAACCAGUUAAUACCAGAAAAAGUUAAAAUGCAUUUUCAAUAAAUUCCUCAUCAGUAUUACUGAGCAGGAACACCACGUCCUCUUAGAAAUAUCAAGGCCAUUCCUUGUAGCUGCAUUUUGCUAAGACUGGCUGCUGAGACUGGCCAAAUGCAUUGUGCUCCCUGAUUCUCACCACUGAGUGAGAGAGGUUCUUUAGAAAAAUGGCCAGCCCUGAUUUACAACUUGCAAGUGAUUUAAGACUCCUCCUUGUUCCCAGAUUGCCUGCUAUUCUCACAGGCCAUUUCUUAGACCUCUCAGAUUUUUAACACCCAUUCCAAGGAGAACUAGAUGAAAUAUCUACCUGUGCCCCAGUACUGCCUCCCAGGUGGGUACGUACGUGGUCAGACGAUGCAGGCGGUGACAUUAGGUGUGAGCACGGUGGUACCACAGUUUGCUUGAGCAGGUAUAGCACAAUGCAGCGAGCAGAGAGGACGACUAGUCUUCGGGGUCUGCUUGCUGCCCCUGCCACAGAGCCUCCCCUCCAGAACACAGCACAGGCUCACCACUCGGCUGGAAGCUGCUGUACCGUACUCCAGCUCCCGAGUCCUCCAGGCUCCGUCCCCAGAGACGGUCUGCAGGUGCUGCUUUACCUGGCUGCUCCCAGACCACGCCGUCUCCUGGAUUCGUCAGCUUCACCCAGAGCGACUUCUGGCAGCAGGCUGCUUCCUGGCACUUGUGAAAGCUUUAUGCUAGUAAAGCAAAAGGACAGAUUUUGACUGUAAAUUCGUAAGAAAGCUCAGAAAUGCAAAAACCAAAGCAAUAAACUGAUUGUUACAUGGAA
This is a messenger RNA of Aquila chrysaetos chrysaetos, 4874 nucleotides long. It is a transcript of the gene TTI1, whose product is annotated as TELO2 interacting protein 1. The transcript is spliced from 7 exons. Lineage: Eukaryota; Metazoa; Chordata; Aves; Accipitriformes; Accipitridae. The coding region runs from base 244 to 3543 and encodes 1099 amino acids. The record is from RefSeq and is a predicted model, not a curated record. Gene Ontology annotation, cellular component: cytoplasm. Gene Ontology annotation, biological process: chromatin remodeling.